AUGCUGAAGGUGUCCGUGAGAGUUAUAGUAGCGGUGCUUGCCCUUGUCAUUUCACUUCUUGACUUCUGCGCAUCAACUGAAAAAAUCCCACGAAAAUGGGCAACUUUCUCGGCAAAUAUCACAGGUUUGAGCCGCUAUAACGUCUCUAAUGUUGAUGUUAAAGAGGAGAUUCUGUGUAGUAUUUUGGCAACUAAAGACGGACUGGCGACGAACCUCUUCUGCUUCGGACCAAAAGGCUGUGUUUUCGGACAAGUUUACCUACCGGACGUUGAAGGAGAGCAAACCCCAGAUUACAGCUGCUACUAUUCCCAAGUUUGCCUUCACGACAACAAAACUCUCCACGAAGGAGAAGUGGUUCCUAGCCCUAUCUGCCUGACGUGCACCAAGCGUGGCAUGGUCAACCUAACUAAUGAUGUGCCACCGCUGACAAGCUGCACUCCGCCCUUCGUGCAACACCCGUUCGGCUGCAUGUACUUCAACCUGAAAACGAUGACGCUCUGCGAAGCGAGGGCUUACUGCCAGUCCCUUGGGGCACAACUGGCGUCGCCAACCACACAUGACAACUUCCUCGCCCUGGUGGCCUACCUUCUGGCGACUUACGGAACAACUUACCAAAAACCCUUCUGGGCCGGAGUUUACUACAUCAACGGGAACCAUAGCUAUGAAUCGAACGGUCGCUGGCCCGGACCUGACGGUCAGUACGAGUGGUUCGCGGACCAGCCCAACUACGGUGGCCAGGACUGCGUUAGGUUCAGCUUUCCGACAACCUACCGGUUGGCCGACGACUUCUGCACCUCGAAAAAUGCGGUCAUCUGCCAUGCCUGGAACCUAGAGAUCUAGGUCAUCUGUCAUGCCUGGAACCUAGAGAUCUAGGUCAUCUUUCGUGGCUGGAGAUCUAGGGCACUUUUCAUGCUUGGAACCUAGAAACACGCUACGAAUCAUCUGUUUGUCGUCAUAAAAGACAUCGGCUCGAACUGUAUGUGCAUUGCUUGAUACAUUCGUGAUUAAAAUCUCAACUAAUUUUUCUGUAUUGAGAUAAGAAAGACCUGCGUUAUUCACGCUGGUCUUCAAUAGGACGGGUAUCUCUCCAGAUCCUUCGAACCUCCGCCCAGCUAUCAUGGACAUGACGUGUUCGAAUUUACGGUGAAAAAACGGUCUGACACGCGUUCUAGUGGCUGGACAUCUCAUAAAAACCGGUUUCGCCGUUUUAUAAAUGGGGUACGGGCUCCUCGUGUUGAAUUGAAAAUAUAAUAAUAAAUGAAACGACGGCUUGGUAUUUUAUUUCACGCGCCGGCCGGCCACACGAACGCCAGUCAAACCGUUUUACGGCUUUUUUUCAAAGAGUGUGGUUUCUGUUUCGUAUAUCUAACUUAUACGCUAGAUCAUUACAAUGUUUUUUCUCUGGACAUAUCAAAUGAAUUAGUAUCACCUUUAGUUAUGCUAUUGAAUGAUUCAUUUUGUAAUCAACGUUCAUGUCAACAUAUUGCUUACCUGCGUCGCUAUAGUAACGAUAUUGUUCAUCUUCAUGACGAUCCAGUCGAAAUUAUGUCCAUUUCUACAAAGUUCUACCCAAAUACUGAUCAUAUUUGCGACGUUCAGUCAUUAUAUUAUUCACUUUCAUUACGUCUUAGGCAUAAAGCUGUUCAUCUUUACGGCUUUCUACUCAAAUAUUAUUCACCUUCACGACGUUUAAUUAUUGUUCAUCUUUAAGACAGUCUAGGUAAUAUUUGUACAAUGUACAAUAUAAUGUAUAUGCUCAUCCAUCAUUUUGGAACGUUAAAUAAACUGUGAACUCAUUAUAAUAUAGUUGAAAAUAAAAAUGCACAUGUCACGUAUAUUCGUCGCGAAGAAUUUUGAAUACACGAUUUUCGUCGUUCACUCUCAUUAAAAUCGGUUUCUACUGAAACAAACUAAGUAUAAUGGUGAUUUUUGGUAUCAUAAAAUUAGUAUUGCACAUUAGUUCUAAACGAGAAGUAAGUCGUUAAUUCACAACUCUAAAGAAGUCAAUUAACAUUAAGAGUUAAAACACGAACCAAAUAUUUCCUUCACUUCACUCGAGCGCACCAAACUAAAGUUAAGAUCUAACAUAAUCGACGAUGUUUACUCUGUGCAUAACACGCGUGCCCCAGGCCAACUGGAUAUAUUAGAAGUGUAUUUGAGAAGAACUUCAGGAGCACCUGUGUAUAGUAUUUCAGAGCAAGUAAACCUUU
This is a messenger RNA of Hyalella azteca, 2210 nucleotides long. RefSeq lists its product as uncharacterized. The coding region runs from base 1 to 840 and encodes 279 amino acids. The record is from RefSeq and is a predicted model, not a curated record. The transcript has 4 exons. NCBI's taxonomy places the organism in Eukaryota, Metazoa, Arthropoda, Malacostraca, Amphipoda, Hyalellidae.